GUGGGCGCGAUGAGUUGCAUGCUGCGGAGCGACCCCAUGACGCAGUGCGAAAUGUUCCUGUCGCCAGAUGCCGCCUUCACGGUGUUGGCACAACUCGGCGAGAUGGAGUGUGUACAGUUCACUGAUUUGAAUGAGGAACUAAACGCCUUCCAGCGUAAGUACGUGCUAGAAAUAUGCCGCAUCGCCGAAAUUGAACGGAAACUGCGCUACAUCCACGACAAGAUGAUUGAGGAUGAGAUUCGGAUACCAAAACUACAAGGCAAUCCUCCAGCUCUUGAGCUUCAUGAGACCAAUACUUACGAGACCAUCAUCGAAAAGUGGGAAAGAGUUGUUGUGGAUAUGACUACAAGCUUGACAAAUAUGAAUAAAACUUACGGAGAAGUGGCCGAAAUGUUUUACACGUUGACCAGCGUCUCGGUGAUGAUCGGAAAUGCGGACCUGCACACGGCUAACCUCGGAGUAAUCAAGCAUGUCGCUACAGGUGGUAAGCUAAGCACCGCCCACCAUCAUCACGCAGCGGAGGACAGCGGCGCGCGGCUCACCGUGAUCACGGGGCUCGUGCAGCGCAAGCGCUCCUACUGCUUCCAGCUCAUGCUGUGGCGGCUCUCACACGGCUGCGCCUUCUACAAGCAAGCUGACGAUGACCGGAUAUUCAAGGAUCCCAUGAAUAAUUCUGACGUCCGUAAGGUGGCUUUCUUGUUAGUUAUCCAAGGAGAGGAGCUCGCUGCCCGUAUGAAGAAGGUUUGUGAUGGGUUUCGUUGCGAUCUGUACCCGCUGCCACCCACCGCGUCGCAGAGGUUUGAAACCGAUUUGCAACUUAGAGCGAAGAUUGAAGACUUGUCACUGGUUUUGGAAAAAACCAGAUUCCAUCGUUGCAUGGUAAUGCACACGAUGGCCAGGGCUCACCCAACGUAUCUGUUAAGACUCAGAAAAGCUAAAGCAAUAUACCAUACUAUGAAUUUUUUUACCGUUGAUAUCACGAAAAAUUGUAUGAUUGGCCAAUGUUGGAUCCCCACCUCAGAUUUGGGACGAGUACAAGAAGUAUUGGAUACGACUUCGGAGCAAAUGGCAACCUCUGUGCCAUGUUUUAUGUCCAAGGUCUCAACUCACGAAACGCCCCCAACUUUCCAUCGCACCAAUAAGUUCACAUACGGCUUUCAAGCGCUUAUUUCGGCGUAUGGUGAUUCUACUUACAGGGAAUUAAAUCCAGGUCUCUACACAAUAAUAACUUUCCCGUUUCUCUUCUCAUUGAUGUUUGGCGACAUGGGUCACGGGUUGAUCAUGUUUUCGGCUGCUGUAUGGAUGCUUGUCAAUGAAAAAAAGUUCAUGGAAGAGAGGUCGGACAGCGAGAUAUGGAAUAUCUUUUUUGGCGGACGAUACAUAAUGCUGCUGAUGAGCUGUUUCAGCAUGUACUCUGGUUUUGUUUACAAUGACUGUUUCUCAAAAUCCUUAAGACUUUUUACUCCUGGUUGGAGAGUGCCACACACGUACGCCCAAUUAGCUGAACAGGAGUCUUUUCUUUUGGAACCCGGGGACCACACUCACGCUUACGUCUUUGGGCAGGAUCCAUAUUGGGAAUUGGCGUCGAACAAAAUCCUAUUCGAAAACUCACUAAAAAUGAAACUCUCUAUAAUUAUUGGUGUAACCCACAUGAUAUUUGGAAUAACCCUUAGUUUAUUUAACUUUGUGUUCUUUAAAGAUCACAGAUAUUUGAUUGUUUUGCAGUUUAUACCUCAAAUAUUAUUUUUGCUCUGCAUAUUCUUCUGGCUCGUCAUUUUAAUCUUCUUUAAAUGGUUCAAAUAUGGCGGUGCAUCUCCUCCCAGUGUAAAGGAAGGGCAAGGUUGCGCGCCACUGGUGCUGAUCCUGUUUAUCGACAUGGUGCUAAUGUCCAAGUCCCAGCCGGUGGCGCCCGAGUGCGACGCAUACAUGUUCGGCGGGCAGAGGACCGUGCAGCAGUCGCUCCUGUUCGUGGCCGUCAUCUGCGUGCCGAUCAUGCUCUUCGGUCCUCCCUGCUUCGCGGCGCAAGUUGCCAAAAAGAAGAGGAAGCAGUUACUGAAAAAAAUACCUGACGAGGAGUAUGAACCAGAGGGGUACGCGGCUUGGAAGCGUGAAAUGGCGCACGCGUCGGAGUCGUUUAGCGACCUCAUGAUCCACCAGGGCGUGGAGACCAUCGAGUUCGUGCUCAGCACCAUCUCGCACACCGCCUCCUACCUGCGGCUGUGGGCGCUGUCGCUCGCGCACGCACAAUUAUCAGAAAUGCUCUGGAGUAUGAUUUUCUCAAAAAUGGCUCUUUCCGAUCAUACCACAUUUGGAGCAUUUAAAAUAGUCGUCGUGUUUAUAAUUUGGGGGGUGUUUACAAUAAACAUUCUUGUGUUGAUGGAGGGCUUGUCUGCGUUCCUGCACACGCUGCGUUUGCAUUGGGUGGAGUUCAUGAGCAAGUUCUUCAUGGGAACUGGUAUUAUGUUCAAGCCUUUUUCCUUUGAAGCGUUAUUCUCCGAAUCUCUCAAGGAUAAAACGGAAGUGUGUCCUACUCUCAGAACGUUUGAAUAUUAG
This is a messenger RNA of Leguminivora glycinivorella, 2553 nucleotides long. Its product is annotated as V-type proton ATPase 116 kDa subunit a 1-like. The coding region runs from base 10 to 2553 and encodes 847 amino acids. Gene Ontology annotation, molecular function: ATPase binding; proton-transporting ATPase activity, rotational mechanism. Gene Ontology annotation, biological process: vacuolar acidification; proton transmembrane transport. Gene Ontology annotation, cellular component: vacuolar proton-transporting V-type ATPase complex; plasma membrane; vacuolar proton-transporting V-type ATPase, V0 domain. The record is from RefSeq and is a predicted model, not a curated record. Lineage: Eukaryota; Metazoa; Arthropoda; Insecta; Lepidoptera; Tortricidae. The transcript is spliced from 15 exons.